Molecule: messenger RNA, 6093 nt
Organism: Diorhabda sublineata
Lineage: Eukaryota; Metazoa; Arthropoda; Insecta; Coleoptera; Chrysomelidae
Gene: Cpsf4
Product: cleavage and polyadenylation specificity factor subunit 4
Exons: 2
Coding region: 80-937 (285 amino acids)
Molecular function (GO): RNA binding; zinc ion binding
Source: RefSeq, a predicted model, not a curated record
GUCAUUGCUGACAUUAUUGACAAUAUCCUUAAGUUCUAAAUAAUUAUUGUUGACUAUAUAAAAUAGGAUCAUAUAUAAAAUGGAGUGUCUAAUAGCAAAUGUUGAUCAUAUUAAAUUUGAUAUAGAAGUAGCAUUAGAAGAACAGUAUGGAGCUCUUCCAUUACCAUUUAACGGCAUGGACAAAUCUACAGCGGCGGUUUGCUUAUUUUUCACUGCACCUAAUGGCUGCUCUAAAGGUCCUCAAUGUCCCUUUAGACACGUUAGAGGUGACAGGACAAUUGUUUGUAAACAUUGGUUAAGAGGACUGUGUAAAAAAGGAGAUCAGUGCGAAUUCUUACACGAAUAUGAUAUGACAAAGAUGCCAGAGUGUUAUUUUUAUUCGAGAUUCAAUGCAUGUCAUAAUAAAGAAUGCCCCUUCCUACACAUUGAUCCCGAAAGUAAAAUAAAAGAUUGUCCUUGGUACGACCGUGGUUUCUGUAGACAUGGUCCACAUUGUAGACAUAGACAUGUGAGGAGAGUAUUGUGUACUAAUUAUUUAGCCGGAUUUUGCCCGGAUGGACCUAAAUGUAAAUAUAUGCAUCCAAGAUUUGAGCUUCCAGCACCUCCAGACCAACUGAAAGAACAAAAGAAAACACCUGUUAUUAUUUGUCAUUUUUGUGGGGAACACGGUCACAAAGCUAUUCACUGUAACAAAAUGGUCGAUCCUACUAAAGUACAAUUUAUUCAAACUGAUGAUAAAGACAAAGGACCUGAAGUUAAUCCAGAAAUUGCUGCUCAAAAUUCAUAUUUACAGAAGAUGCUACCGAAAAGACUGGAAGAUGUUACUUGUUACAAAUGUGGUACUAAAGGACAUUAUGCUAAUAGAUGUCCGAAGGGACAUUUAGCUUUUUUGUCACAGUCCAAAACUGGUAAUAAUCAAGAAAAUUGUGAUUUAUAAGUGAAGUUUUAUUUAGGAAUAAUUAUUUUAAUAAAUAUUUAGCAGAAUUUUCAGUCAUCUUGCACUUAUUACCUAAGAAAUAUCAUAUUCAUGACUGCAUCCUAUUAAUUUUUCUCAAAAGUAAGUGGACUCCUUCAAAAUGUGGCUUCUUUUCUUGUUAUUUUGUGUAUCUAAGCUUGCAGUUUUGCCAUACCCAUUGUCUUAAGGUGGUAUUUGAUGAGAUCAGAAAACUGACCACCAGCUUCAUCUCAUUUCUCGACAUCUAGUAAAGACUUUUCCAUUCUCUUGGACCUCCUCCAGUAAGACUCUAUAUCAUCAUUUAGGCUUCCUUUCAUUUCUUUGUUGAUGUGAGAUGUAAUGAGGCCACAGUAGAACUGUUGUCCAAAAUAUAGAGUCGUUGUCCCUUUAUUUGGCAAAACUUACAUCUUUAUGAAGAUAAUGGGGCAAGCCGUGAUCAUUAACAAGUGUUGAGAUUUUUAAAGCUUUAUUGUCAUAGUUAUUACUAAGGAAGGAUUGAAAUGAUCAAAAAUUUGAAAUAUACUCAUGUUUUAUUAUUUUUACUCUUUUACAUAUAGUACAGUACACCUAUGGCGUUAAUAUAACAAAAAUAAUUCGGAUAUGAUAACACAUUUAUGCUGAAAUAGAUUUUAUUAUUAAAAUAAUAUUUUUGCUACUAUACACAUUUUGCACUGGAUAAUCACCAAUGAUAUUUUCCCUUAAAUCUAUUUAGAUAAUUAGAAUUAUGCUUGAUAGGAUUUACCAGCAACGUAGAUAUACUUUUAGUCAAAGCAUCGUUGCUGUAGAUCCAAAGUAAAUAUUAAAAAAAAAAGAACAAUACACAACAAAUAUGUUUUAAUUGUUCAAUCACAAUCGAUAUUUGUAAUGUAAAACUGGUAUAUCUUGCCCGCAAGAUUCAUUGUUUUAAUAACCAAUAAAACGACAAUUCUACAGAGUAUUUCGAAAUAUUUUUUUUAUAGACGUUUCACACAGAUUGUCCAAGGUCGAAUCAUUUUUGUAAUUAAAAUUCAGAGCCCUAGAUGGAUCUGCCAGCAUAACUUUAUAUAAAGUUUUGACACAUAAAUUGAUAAUUUAAUGUUGGUAUUUGCGAAAAUUACGAAGUGGGCGACAUCUGUUAAUUUUCUUUCAAACUUUAAUAGAAGUGAACAAUAAAACCAGAAUACGAACUAAUUUUGUUGUUUUAUAAACAUUACAAAGUGUUAUUUGAAAUUUUAGUUUAAAUAGUGAAAUAAUAUACCUGUUUAAAGUGUUUUUCUUAUAUAAAAAGACCACACAUCCAUAAGGUGUACUUCGAAAACAAUAAAAAAGUGGUAAAAAUUGUAAAAAGUAGUAGUUGUUAAAAUCCUAUUCUUGUGCCCAUUUUUGGUAGGUUCGUGUAGAUAUUCAAGUCUCUUCCUCCUGUAUUUAUAUGAAUAAGUGCAUUUCAAAUAUUUAACAACAUAGUUAAGAUUAAUUGGGCUGGGAAGCUAGACCUGACGUCUGUUGACACAAACUUUUAAUAUUUUUUGAAUUUGUUUUUCUCCUAACAAGAUUACAACUAAUAAAUUUCCAACUUUAUUUAUUUUGAAAUUGUGCCAUUUUGAGAAAUUCUAUAAACAAUAAAAGUAAUAAAUUUAUAAACAAAAAUUCACGAGUGGUGUUUCUUUCCUUCAGCAAUGAGAAAAAAAUCCUCAUUUGAGGUUAUGGUUAUAAAAGUAUAAUGAUCAAUCUAACAAAUUGUAUAAAUCAGCUGAUGCCCAUUUAAAAAUGAUCUUUCUUCUUUAAAAUGAGAAAAAUAUUGUCUAUUUAUAGUAUAAAUGUGUGAAACUUGAAAAGAAAAAACUCCAUUCAAUUUAAAAUUGACGAUAUUUAAAGACGUUUUUAGAAACUAUAUUUCGAUCACACUCUGUAGAAUCGGUUUAAAACCAAAUUCAGUUUUCCUGGUAAAUAAGUUGUUCACGAUAUGAUUAAAUAUUCAUUGUAUAUAAAGUUGUGCUCCAUAAAAACAUAAUGCAUUCUCACAGAAAUGUCUACUUUAAAAUCUAUACGGUUAUAAUUGUUCUAACGUAUUUAGAAUUUCGAAAAUUAGAUAAUGACAAUUCCUUAAUUACAAAGUGAAAUAUAAUAAAUCCAUUUUUUUAUGAUUGUUUGAAGUAGAAAACUUUCUUACCGAUAUGCAUGUCAACCAGUGUAAAUUGGUUGCAUAAACUAACUGAGUCUACAAGUGGGUCCCUCUAUUUAGGUAUUUGUUGUACUUCUCAAGACAAAUUGCAUUUUACUUUAAACAUAAUGACGUCGUGGCAUGAAAUGUUUGGAAGGGAAUUAUUUUAUUUUUCUGUUUUAGAAUAUAGAAACAGUUUUGGAAGUAAAAUAAAUUCUAUUGAUUAUAGAUCAAAUAAAUUGAAGUCCAUUUAUAAGAAAUUGCUUAAUGUAGACUUUAGACCGUCCAGCAGCCAAGUCUUUUUUUUUCUAAAUACGUUAAGAGUUUUCUUUAAAAACAUAUUUUUGACACUAAAUCUAACACCUUCUAUAUUAAGUUUACACAAAUCCAGUUGAAAAUCUGAAAAAGCGUGGAAACUAUUUCAUGUUCAGUUUAAACAAUAAAAAUUUUCCAAAUUAGCAGUCAAGCUUUUAUGAAAAAUUAUUUUAAAGUAAAUAUAAUAGAUAGCAUUAAAUGAUUAUUUUAUAUAUAUAUCUGUUAUAUAAUGAAUAUUUCAAAUAAGUUACGUCAAUUCUUAUGAAAGCACACAAAAAUUGAACAUGUGUUGUACAAAAUUACAAAUAUUCGAAUUUUCAUUUCAAUAUAUACGGAGUGUCCCACGACACUUUGGCAGUACCAUAUUUAAAUGUAUUAAUGCCAAUAUCCUUAAGCAAAAUUGAAUUUUUGAUAUAUUUUGAAGAUAUGAAGGCGAAUCUUUGAUUGUGGAAUCAUUUUUGGUAAUAAAACAUUGGAAAAUUAUGAGUUUUAAUUAUUUUGUUUUCACAAAUUUUUGUAGGUUAGGUUAGAUUAGUUUUUUUACGUCUUAGACCUUUUUAUAUGUUUUUCGUGAUGAUUUUAGUUGUAUUUUCAUAUAAAACAAUUUUUACAACACAAAACCCAACCUAAAAAUAUUAAUUUUUCGAUUUUUUAUGAGCAAAAAUAGGGUCAACGCCACUUCUAAUCAAAGUUAGGUUAGGUUUUUUCCAAAUUUAUCGAUAUUAACUUGUAUACAAGAAGUCGCAGGACUUUAGAUGUAAAAAAGUGUGUGAAAAGUAAGAAACUUAUUAGUUUCCAGUAAUUAUUACUGCCAAAUGUACCGUGAAAACGUCGCUGUACAUAUACAAUAGUAUUUUUAAUACCUAUGUAACAACCCGGCUCGUUUUAAUAAAAAAUUCAAGCUGUUUACACUACUUGCAGCAGUGUACUUUUCUUAUUCCCCCCGUAACAAAGUUGUUUAUUCACCUAUUUUAUAGACGUUCCACACAGAUGGCUCAAGGUCGAAUCAUUUUUAUAAUUAAAGUUUACAGCCCUAGAUGGAUCUGUCAGUAUAACAAUAUGUGAAGUUGGCGAACUUGACACAAAACUGGAUAAUUUAAUGUUGGUAUACAUUGCACAGUUGAUGAUUUAUUAUUAUUUUGUUGUGUUCGUGGUUUUGUGUCCUUUUGAUUAUGUACAAUGUUAGUUGUUAAUUUUGUGAAAUUAUUUUCAAUAAAUGUUGUGUAUAACAUUAAGAAUCUAUUAAUGUAAUGUAUUUAUUUCCAAAAAGGACUUAAAACGUUUUAAUAGAUGGCUACCGGCUAUAAACAGUACUAAAUUAACUGCAAGAGAUUUGUUAGGAAAUUCAAGUGAUUUAUUUAUUAUUUUAUUAAAAUUUGGUUUAAUUACUUAAUUAAUUAUGUAAGUAUUCAAUAUUAUAUUUUCAUCUUAUUAAUAAAUAAAAACUCGUUUGAUUUCGAUUAUUAUUAUAAUAAUUAUAAAAUUGUCUAUCUAAAUCUAAUGUGGGUUAUCUCUUAGAAAGAAGGAGCCACGCAUUUAAUAUUGUGAUGAUAGGAAUUGAAUGAGUAAAAGUAUGAGAAGUUGGAGCGGAAUCGCGAUAUAAAAUUGAAUUGAGAUUUAUUGUUAAGUGGAAUUUUAGUUUUUAAUGUUUUUUUUUUUGUUUUAUUUGAUACGAUAAGGUUAUUUUAAUAAUAUAGAUAUUGAAAAUACUAUAAUAUUUAGUUUGAGUGCUUCAACUAAUCACGAACGUAACCAAUUUAUACAGAUUGUCACUAGCUAAUUAUAUGUAUCAUGUUAUAAUAAUACUAUACUAACAUUUAUAGACAUCAAUCGUCCAUAUAUUUUAUAGAUUUAUUUAUAUAAAGUGGAUUGUCAUGUUUCAAUGUUAGGCCAUUGAUUACAGUAUUUUUUUUAUUUUUAUAAGUUUUGAGACAGACAUUCAACUUUUGACAUAAUAUAUUUUUUAAUAUCCAAUUUUUUCACCGAAAACGAGGCUUUUUGAAAUCGAACGGAGAAGAUAAAAAAAAUUUUUACAUCCAAUCCGUUUACUCUACAAUCAUUACCAUUUUCUUCUUUCUGUUCUAUGUCUAAACUCCCAUCGAACAAAUUUUUAUUCAAGAUAACUCUUUAAAUAUCGAUAACUCGUCCAUUGAAAUAGACAAUGGAGCAGGUCCUGUUUCAUUAUGUUAAUCGUUUACUUGAAGAAUAUUUAUUUUGUGGGUUUACAAUUUUUUUGAGAUGAGUGAUGACGUUAUAUAAAACGAGUUAAGAUAGCGAAAAGUGAACUGUACAGUGUAAAAUUUAAAAAUUUGGCCAACUUUAUUAAGAACCAGCUAUCUUUGUUUCACUGUGAGAUGAUUGGUAAGAUAAGACGAGGUCGAAGAGAUUUAGAAUGAUUUCUAGGAAAUCGAAGAUUCUAGAAAGUGAUACGAUUAUAUAAAACUAUAUAAGAUGAGGGACAAAAGAUAUAGAAUUAUGGAAGGAGUGAGAUACAAGAAAUUAGAAGGAAAACUCGUGCUAAUUUGAACUGACAUAGAUCGUUGUGCCCGUCCGUUGUCCCAAAUUUGGUGAUUUGGUUAUUCGGAACGACUGUCUAUUUACAGUUUGAUGCGGUCCGUUUUUUUUUUGUUAGUUUACGACAAAUUACAGAUUUCCAGGAAAUCGAACAUUCUGGAAAGCGAUG